Messenger RNA from Acanthoscelides obtectus, 268 nucleotides. Lineage: Eukaryota; Metazoa; Arthropoda; Insecta; Coleoptera; Chrysomelidae. The record is from the annotation of a GenBank genome assembly.
CAGUCGUUCUGUCUGUGCUAAAUCUAUUGUGCAUGCGUAUGUUUUAAUUUGCGUGUUAAUUGCAGUUAACGACUGUUUUAGGUAAGUGCAUUAGGAUGGAUACGAUUUCACAUGAAGGCACGUCACGAUUUUUUUCAUCUCUAAACGUUUUUCGACAAGACUCCAGAGGAUGCAAUGGGAAUAAGAGUCUGACUAUUCCUUUUUGAAGGAUAAAGAUUCGUUGGGCCUGAUGAUCCCCAAUAUAGCACAUUUGAGGUGGAAAUGCACA